This is a messenger RNA of Anopheles coluzzii, 1099 nucleotides long. RefSeq lists its product as uncharacterized. The record is from RefSeq and is a predicted model, not a curated record. The transcript is spliced from 2 exons. Bases 256 to 567 code for a protein of 103 amino acids. Lineage: Eukaryota; Metazoa; Arthropoda; Insecta; Diptera; Culicidae.
UUAGCCACAAACGUUGCCCAUGUGUUGGGUGUGGCGCUGAUCCAGGUUAAGGUGAUGGUGGAAUCCGACCAAAAGAAAGAUUCUGCAACGUUGGUCCCCAUCGCCUUCUUUACUCGGUGAUGCAGGUGUGCUCCUAAUACCGCAGCGCAUGGUUCAAGGCGGGGUAGUGUGACGCGCUUGAGCGGUGCCACACGCGAUUUGGAAGAAAGCAACGUUAUGCGAAUCUGCCCACCUUCGCCUUCACAACGCGCAUAAAUGCAGGCUCCAUAUGCUGCCUCCGAUGCAUCACAGAAGAUAGUAUCUGGAACAUACUCGUCCCAACCAGCUUUCUGCAACCAUAAUUCCUGCAUCAUCAUCUUGGCCCGAAUGACAAUCGGGGAGAUCAGGCCCAGCGGAUCGAACAUGCGAGCUACGUUGGAUAGAAUGGAUCGCUUUGUCGGAAUGGACACAUCACUGGAUAUUGCGGAUUCGAAGGAUAAAACGUCAUGCUCUGGCUCCCAUGAAACACCAAGAGCCUUUACCGUCUCGUGUGGUAAGAAUUGCCGCGCUGACUGUGUGCCGAUUUGAUCCGCAUUUAAACCGGCGAGCACCUCGAGCUGAUUGGAUGUCCACUUUCGCAGCUCGAAGCCGCCUUUGGCGAGCAAUUGAGAAAGCUCGAUUCGCAACUGGCGAGCAUUUCCGAUGGAAUCAGCACCACCGAUGAAAUCGUCAACGUAGAAGUUAGCUUUCAAAGCAGCUGCAGCAUUGGGACAAGAGGCGCCCUCAUCGUUUGCCAGCUGCAGCAAUGUUCUGGUUGCCAAGAAUGAUGAGGGGGCUAAGCCAUAAGUAACCGUAUUCAGCUCAAAAUAUUCGAUUGGCGAGUGAGGCGAAAAUCGAAAGCAAAUGCGUACAAAUUUCCGGUCGUUAGGAUGGAGCAAUACUUGUCGAUACAUUUUCGCAAUAUCUCCAACAACGGCUACCUUAUAUGUGCGGAAGCGCAAAAUUAUGUCGAGCAGAUCGUCCUGCACGACAGGGCCGACGCAUAACGCCUCGUUUAGCGAAAAGCCGGUGGACGUCUUAGCUGAACCAUCAAAUACCACGCGAACCUUUGUUGUGGAGC